Molecule: messenger RNA, 6286 nt
Organism: Hyla sarda
Lineage: Eukaryota; Metazoa; Chordata; Amphibia; Anura; Hylidae
Gene: PLCH1
Product: phospholipase C eta 1
Exons: 24
Coding region: 391-5439 (1682 amino acids)
Biological process (GO): lipid metabolic process; phosphatidylinositol-mediated signaling
Molecular function (GO): phosphatidylinositol-4,5-bisphosphate phospholipase C activity; calcium ion binding
Source: RefSeq, a predicted model, not a curated record
UUUCACCCUUUUCACAUCAUGUAAAUGACAGCAACGUUUUCACGUCUAUAGACUAGAGACUGCCCCUCGGGUUGCUAGUGCUACCAAAGGAAUAGUGCGUAGACUGUAAACAUGCUCUGUUGGACUGAAGCACAGCACUUUUUGUAGUCCUGUUUUUGAAUAGACGAGAAGUGGGUUACUUGCAGUACUGUCUCCUGAUGUUUAGUGGAUUAAAAUGCUUUUUGAGCGUACGAUGACAACACAGCUUUUGCUCCAGUUUCAGCUUAGUGCAUCCUGCUCAGCUGUUUAGCUUUAUUCUGCAAUGGGAAGCAGAUCUUGUCAGGUGCAAUAACUAUCAUCUGCCUUAACACGGAGGCUCUCCAACAACAUCUGGAUUUUUCGUUAGCUCGAAUGGCUUCCUUACUGGCAUCUGAGAUGUACCAUGUGGUAGGAAGUGUAGCCACUUCACAAAGAUUCAAACUGGCACAAAUGGUUGAAAGAUGUAUGAGUGUAAUGCAGUCUGGGACACAGAUGAUCAAGCUAAAGAGUGGAACAAAGGGUUUGGUUCGCCUGUUCUACCUGGAUGAACAUCGUACAUGUAUUAGGUGGAGACCAUCCAGGAAAAGUGAAAAAGCUAAAAUCAUAAUUGAUUCCAUUUACAAAGUCACGGAGGGGAGGCAGUCUGAAAUCUUCCAUCGCCAUGCUGAGGGAAAUUUUGACCCUACUUGUUGUUUUACCAUUUACCAUGGAAACCACAUGGAGUCCUUGGAUCUGAUAACAUCCAACCCAGAAGAAGCUCGGACAUGGAUUACAGGGUUAAAGUAUUUGAUGGCUGGAAUAAGUGAUGAAGAUUCUCUAGCUAAAAGGCAGCGGACUCACGAUCAAUGGGUAAAACAGACAUUUGAAGAAGCUGACAAGAAUGGAGAUGGCUUGCUAAACAUAGAAGAAAUUUACCAGCUCAUGCAUAAGCUUAAUGUGAAUUUACCUCGCAGGAAAGUCCGGCAGAUGUUUCAGGAAGCAGACACGGAUGAGAAUCAGGGCACAUUAACCUUUGAGGAGUUCUCGGUGUUCUACAAGAUGAUGUCAUUACGGAGAGAUCUCUACCUGCUGCUCUUAAGUUACAGUGAUAAAAAAGAUCACUUAACAGUGGAUGAACUUGCCCAAUUUCUAAAAGCGGAACAAAAGAUGAAUAAUGUGACGACAGAAUACUGCCUUGACAUUAUACAGAAGUUUGAAGUUUCAGAAGAAAACAAGGAACAGAAUGUACUGGGAAUAGAAGGUUUUACCAGUUUCAUGAGAAGCCCAGCAGGCGACAUAUUUAACCCUUUGCAUGGUGAAAUUUUCCAGGAUAUGGAGCAGCCUUUGUGCAACUAUUACAUUGCAUCAUCUCAUAAUACUUAUUUAACUGGGGACCAACUUCUUUCACAGUCAAAAGUGGAUAUGUAUGCCUGGGUGCUACAAGAUGGCUGCCGAUGUAUAGAAGUUGACUGUUGGGAUGGACCAGAUGGAGAGCCUGUUGUGCACCAUGGAUACACACUCACCUCAAAAAUCCCUUUUAAAGAUGUUGUGGAGGCCAUCAACAAGCAUGCGUUUGUUAAAAAUGAAUAUCCUGUAAUUCUGUCUAUUGAAAACCACUGCAACAUUCAACAGCAAAGGAAAAUCGCUCAAUAUCUAAAAGAAAUACUUGGGGACAAACUUGAUUUAUCUUCAAUUCCACUAGGAGAAAACAAACAACUUCCUAGCCCUCAUAAUCUAAAGGGGAAAAUACUUGUGAAGGGGAAAAAGUUGCCUUAUGACCUAGCAGAGGAUGCUGAGGAGGGGGAAGUGUCUGAUGAAGACAGUGCAGAUGAGAUAGAAGAGGAAUGCAAAUUAAGCCAUUGCUUUAGCAAUGGAACAACGGAACACCAAGUAGAAUCUUUCAUAAGAAAAAAACUGGAGUCUUUACUGAAGGAAUCUCAGAUCAGGGACAAGGAGGAUCCUGACAGCUUCACUGUGAGAGCUUUACUGAAGGCAACUCAUGAGGGCUUGAAUGUUAAUCUGAAACAGAAUUCAGACUCAAAAGAUCGAGUUAAAUCCAAAAGAUCAUCAAUAGGCAACAUUGGGAAACAUAAGAGAACUUCAAAAUCCAGGUCAAAAUCUUGCAGCACAGAUGAAGAUGAAGAUUCUUCACCGAGGGAAUCAGGGCAGAUGCACAGGUGGAGCCAAGCUACUUAUGGCAUCUUACUUACUUGUGCAUGGAUUGGUGGAGAAGAGGAUUUUGAAAAUGCUCAUUACAGGUUGGGACGUCGGAGGAAGACUAUGAAAUUAUGUCGUGCUCUUUCAGAUCUUGUUGUGUACACAAAUUCUGUGGCUGCACAGGACAUAGUAGAUGAUGGGUCCACAGGAAAUGUUCUGUCAUUCAGUGAGACAAGAGCUCAUCAAGCUGUUCAGCAGAAGUCAGAACAGUUCAUACUGUACAACCAGAAACAGCUUACCAGAAUAUAUCCAUCAGCUUACAGGAUAGACUCCAGUAACUUUAACCCUGUACCGUACUGGAAUGCUGGGAUCCAGUUGGUGGCGCUCAACUACCAGACAGAAGGACGCAUGAUGGAAUUAAAUCGAGCAAAAUUCAAGGUGAAUGGUAAUUGUGGAUAUGUCCUCAAACCCCAGCAGAUGUAUAAAGGUGUGUUCAAUCCAUUCUCUGGAGACCCUUUACCAGCCAGCCCUAAAAAGCAGCUUAUUCUAAAAGUUAUUAGUGGUCAACAGCUUCCAAAACCUCCAGAUUCCAUGCUUGGUGACAGAGGAGAGAUCAUUGAUCCAUUUGUGGAAGUGGAAAUUAUUGGUUUACCUGUGGAUUGCUGCAAAGAACAAACUCGUGUAGUUGAUGACAAUGGUUUUAAUCCAGUCUGGGAGGAGACCCUUACCUUUACUGUCCACAUGCCUGAAAUAGCACUGGUCAGGUUUUUAGUAUGGGACCAUGAUCCAAUUGGGCGAGAUUUUGUUGGACAGAGAACAGUGGCCUUCAGCAGUCUAAUGCCCGGAUACCGCCAUGUUUAUUUGGACGGACUUACUGAAGCCUCCAUUUUUGUCCAUGUCACAAUAAAUGAGAUAUAUGGGAAGUGGAGUCCUUUAAUCCUCAAUCCCAGUUAUACUAUAUUGCACUUUCUAGGAGCCACAAAGAACAGACAGUUUAUUGGGCUUAAAGGGCUUUUCAAUAAAAGUACAAAGCAUGGUUCGGUAGAAAGUAAUGGUCAUAUACGAAAGCGAUCCAUCGGAGACCGAAUUUUAAGACGCACUGCAAGUGCACCUGCCAAGGGCAGAAAGAAGACUAAGAUGGUGUUUCAAGAAUCCACAGAGAGUAAAGACUUUCCAUGUGAGGUAUCUGGUGCUAAGGAGAAGGAGGUUGUAAUGAGGAGAACAUCCAGAAGCCUACAGGGUCGACCUGUUUCAAUGCCAGUGGAUAAGUUUCUUCUUGGGGCCUUUGAACCUUCUACAUCAGAAUCUUCUAAAGAUACCAAAAUAAAUGACAUAGCAUCAGGAAAUGAGAAAAAUAAGAAAGAAGUGCUUGAAUUUAUCCAGAAUCCCGCAUGUCUUCCCAAAAAUCCACACCAGGCCAUUGCCACUGUCAAUGGACAUGUACAUAAAAAAUGGCAGAGUUUACACUUAGACUAUGGGAAAAAAAUGUAUGAGGAUAUCAGAGAGUUCAAUGACACGUUUACUAGUGAACCAGAGGAUGAAAAGGAAAAAAUGAAUCGGAAAAGUCCAAAUGUUAAAGAUUUGAGGCAAAAAGCAUCGCAAGAAUCAUUCUGCCUAACAAAAUCUGCAACCUCUCAAGACAAAUUCAAAGUUAAUGAAUUGAUGUCAACUACAGAUUUGUCAACUACUGUCUGCACUGAUGCAAACCAUUUACAGUCUACGGCCAUUAUUUUGGAAAAUGAUAUAUCACACAUGAUAAAUGAGGUUCCCUCUGUGAAUAAUAGUGAACUUGGCAGCUCCAUAUCUGCAUUGAUAAGGCAGUUUGAAGUCACCGAUGAGAAAACAAGCUUGACAUGUGUCUCAAGUUUAAAUGGCAUUAAUAGUCAUGCAAAGAUUUCUGGAUAUUCUGAAAUAUUCACACCUGCCAUUUCAACACCAAAAAGGCACUCUUCAGUGCCAAAACAUGUGGAAAGACUAUUAUACACAGCAAAUGAUACUUCAGUUUUCUCUAGCCCAGAAACAACAGAAUAUUCAAUGUACACAAUUAUACAGGAAGCAGACCUGAGCGGGAACACACUGAUGGAUGCCAACACUGUCAGAGAAAGUGACAGAUCAUUUGACAACUUCAGAAAGUCACCAUGCAAGCAAUCUUAUCCUGAAAUAAAGUCAAAACCUGCAAAGGCUGUUUAUCCUGAUAUAAAGCCAAAACCCACAAAUAUACGUCCAUCAAGCAUGGAAAAUCUUUUGAGCUCAUCAAAUCAGGCUAACAGUCUGACCAAUAGGAUUCCUUCAGAGCCUUCUUACAAAUUUCAUACUGGUGGUCUAGUUAAAUAUCAGAAAGCAUCUCAGGGUCUUCAAGAUGUUUCCCAAAGCUUCCAAGAGAAAGACUUUAAAAAUGUGCCAUCACAUCUGCCCUACCAGAACAAUUUGAAUGACUUUAUCACAACAGAAAAAUUCAAAAAUCAAAACGCUAUAUUGCAUACCAACAUGCAUCAGGAGGUCUCUGAUUCAUUAGGACACUCUCAUAUAUACCAAAGGAGAGACCAGGAACAACAGGUUAAAAAUAAUGCACUUAGAGACUCAAAAUAUAUUGCUCACAGAGGCAGCUUGCACACUCCUUACAUUCCAAAACAGGCAGGUCCAAAUAUGUGUCCAUCCCAAGAAACCAAACAACCUAGUCCAUGCAAGUCAAAAAGUCUCGGCGACCUGACUUCGGAAGACAUAUCUUGUAAUUUUGAUAGCAAGUAUAAACGCAUAAAUAGGGGCUUUCUUUUGUCUGGUAAUUCUGAAGACAGACCAACUUUAGUCAAAUCUAAACAUCAAUCUACAGAUGCAUUAACUGAGCAGUUACGGAGACUGGUGUCUUAUGAUCAAGAAGAUUGUAGUAAACCAUCAAUCUAUGAGGAGGAUGAAUUGGAUAAACCUAGACCUCUAGCCCGGAAAUUGUCUUCUAGAAGUCAAAGUAGAGUGCGGAACAUUGCUAACCGUGCCAAGGAAAGACAGGAAGCCAAUAAAAUAAAACAAAACCGACAAUUUCCAAGUGGUGUAGUCCUAAGGAAUAAGCCACCCACAGCUUGUCCACCUGUAAACAGACAUUCCACUGGAUCCUACAUAGCAGGAUAUUGUAGUAACCGAGACGGCUUAGAGAGCAGGGGUAUACCAGAGGGUGCAUGUUCUUACCAAACCUAUAGACAUAAUGACCAGUUUUGCAUAGAUCAUUUCACAUAUCAGACUGACUCGUGCAAUACUGGAGAACCAGAAGUCUAUUUCCUUCUGAGAUUGUAAAUUGUAUAUAGAACUUAAAUCAAUGUUGUUUACAAGAUGUCUGAUUUUAUCUGAACAUUUUAUUAGAACAUAAUUUCCAAAUGAUUUAGCUAUAUGGUUAUCAUUAGUCUUCCUUUAGUUUUUAAGCUGCUCUUACUAUCAGCAUCUGUAAAUAUACUCUUGGACUUUUUUCAUUUAUAAUUUUUCAUUUUUAAGUUACGUUGGGUAUAAACAGGGAAGUGCGUGCAUGCAGUUAUGACCUAAUUUAUUGUAAUAUGCAUGUACAUUACAUUCAUAGGAAGAAAUCCUGUAAAUCUGCACACAUCAGCAACUGCUAUUGCAAUAAAAAAAUGGAUUUCCCUACUUUUGUUAAUGUCUUACUUGUUUUUGUUUUUUUAAUCAUGUACAAAACAAAGAAUAAGAAUUCAUAUAAUUGGUUUAUCAUUUUUUUAAAGAAUUUUUUUUUUUUUUUUUUUUUUUUACAUUGUGGUGGAUACAUGUGAAGUAGGAGAACAAAACAACAAAUCCAUAGCAUGGUAGAGGAAUUUCACAGUGUAACAGUUUAAUGUUAAGGGCUAAACACAUAAUUUUAAGUGAAUAAUCAUCAUUCAAUACUAUGUUCCUUAGGAGAUCGAGUUAUCACAAAGCAGAAAAAAGCAUGAAGCAUUAGAGCUGCAGGAUGCAAGUUAAUUUAUUGGUUGCUAUGUAUUUGGUGUGGCUCCUGCUGAUUUCCUUCUUCUGUUUUCUCUACGUCUCAUCAUCCUUGGGGACUUGAGAUUCAAUAAUGGUGUGUCAUUAAAAUGAAGACUGUUAUCGAGAACUAUGAGAUAGCAUCAUGAUACUAUGUUCAUUUUUAGUUCACAGGGAG